Molecule: messenger RNA, 1872 nt
Organism: Diachasma alloeum
Lineage: Eukaryota; Metazoa; Arthropoda; Insecta; Hymenoptera; Braconidae
Gene: Mettl14
Product: N6-adenosine-methyltransferase non-catalytic subunit
Exons: 4
Coding region: 487-1665 (392 amino acids)
Cellular component (GO): RNA N6-methyladenosine methyltransferase complex; nucleus
Molecular function (GO): mRNA binding
Source: RefSeq, a predicted model, not a curated record
UGAAUUGCGCGAGAAUAAUGACUUGAAAAUCCUUAAUAUCAACUUAAUUAUCAAAAGAAAAUCCUGCAAUAGGAGAUUUCGGAUAAAAUGAUUUAAUUUGAGCAAAACCCACUGAAUAAACCGAACUAAUUGACUCUGAUAAUUCACAGUUGAUAUUCCAUCGUAAAUUUUUCAUAUUUCCCGCACCAGGAGGUACUAAUCCCCCUUCUGUGAUGCGCACAAACUAAAGUAAAUCAUCACUUCACCCUUGUGUAUCUCCUGUCAAUGUUGCAUAUUAAAAAAUGUUCCAAAAAUCAGUGGAACAUUUUAUUCGAUCAAAAUAGUCGCAGUUAUUCAAGAGAAAGGACGAAGAGCCUAGACAAUAAAAUGGAAUUGUUAUCAAAUUCGUAACAAAGUCCUCCGGGGAGCGCCCUAACCUUCAAUCCUUGACUCCAAUCUAUCAAUUAAUUUCUUUUAAGUGAAAAAUCUGUUAAUAUACGAUUUAAAAUGCUGCAAGCGCUUCGGGAGAGGUCACAGAAACGUAAGAAAUUACUAGCACAAACGCUCGGAGUAUCGAGUGUCGACGAACUCCGCCAGAUCCUCGGAACAGACGUGGACAAUUCUCAGCGAAAAAAAUCCCGAACGAGAUCCCUCGACACUGACGACGAAAGAUCGAAGAGCCAAAAGGACGGCAGCCUCCCAGCAGACGAGAUAGUCUACAAGGACUCCUCAACAUUUCUAAAAGGCACCCAGUCAUCAAACCCCCACAACGACUACUGCCAGCACUUCAUCGACACUGGCCAACGGCCCCAGAACUUCAUCAGGGACGUGGGCCUGGCUGACAGGUUCGAAGAGUACCCAAAGCUCCGAGAGCUGAUUAAAUUAAAGGACGAUUUAAUUUCUGACACUGCGACUCCCCCCAUGUACCUCAAGACGAACCUGUCGAGUUACAAUCUCAAGGACCUCAACUGCAAGUUCGACGUGAUCCUCAUAGAGCCGCCCCUGGAGGAGUACCAGAGGACCUGUGGAGUCACGAACGUCGAGCUGUGGAACUGGGACCAGAUAAUGGAGCUAGACAUCGGGGAAGUGGCUGCAAACAGGAGUUUCGUCUUCCUCUGGUGUGGCAGCAGCGAUGGCCUGGACAUGGGGCGCUAUUGCCUGAGGAAAUGGGGGUUCAGGAGGUGCGAGGACAUCUGCUGGAUCAGAACGAACAUCGAUAAUCCUGGACACAGCAAGAAUCUCGACAGCAAGGCUGUCCUUCAGAGGACGAAGGAGCAUUGCUUAAUGGGGAUCAAGGGGACUGUGCGAAGGUCCACUGAUGGGGACUUCAUUCACGCUAAUGUCGAUAUUGAUUUGAUUAUUUCGGAGGAGCCUGAGUAUGGGUCUAUCGAGAAGCCUGUGGAGAUUUUUCAUAUUAUUGAACACUUCUGCCUGGGGAGGAGAAGACUCCAUCUCUUCGGACGUGACAGCACGAUAAGACCGGGCUGGUUGACAGUAGGUCCAGAAUUGACAAACACAAAUUUCAAUACUGAUCUCUACAGCAGUUACUUCGCCACUGGGCAAAUAACAACAGGUUGCACCGAGAGGAUAGAGGCGCUUCGGCCAAAAUCCCCUCCGCCGAAGGGCAAGGUAUCAGGGAGGGGCAGAGGGGCCUUCAACCGAAGUGGAAGAGGCAGAGGAAGGUGAAAUAAUCCUCAACGCAGAGUUUUCUUCCAUUUGUUACGAUCAAUAAUUCAUCCGAGUUCAUUUCCCUUUUUUUCAAUAAACAUUUGGAGUUUGUGUUCUGUUCCACAUCUCAUCUCUCUGUAUUUUUCAAGAACUGAUCUAUUUUUAAGUGACGUGAUACCACACGAAGGAGUUGAAUGAAUGAAUAAAACGUAAAGUUAAUAUUAA